This is a messenger RNA of Betta splendens (Siamese fighting fish), 4679 nucleotides long. It is a transcript of the gene trim24, whose product is annotated as tripartite motif containing 24. The transcript has 19 exons. Gene Ontology annotation, molecular function: zinc ion binding; protein binding. The record is from RefSeq and is a predicted model, not a curated record. Lineage: Eukaryota; Metazoa; Chordata; Actinopteri; Anabantiformes; Osphronemidae. Bases 432 to 3665 code for a protein of 1077 amino acids.
UUUUGAGCAAAUCAUCUACAGAUGGUCGCUUUCCUUAAGGAUGUAUGCGCGUUACCACACUAUGUAUGUGGUGUAAUUUUUAUUACGGAGUGAGUGUGCUCUGUCCUACACGUUUGAAUAAGAAGAACUACAAAGCCAAGCUUUGUUAUUUGUAGCCUUUAGCAUUUGUGCAAUGAAAACACAGCCCGUUGCUAAUUUAGCUUUCAAAGCGGUAAUAAAUGACGCCGCGCUGCAACUGAGACUUUUGUUGUGUAUUUAUUAAGCCAUACAUAAAGGCCCGUGCCUUUUCAGUUUAAUGUAUAGUAUCAGUAUCUAUACUCACUGUCUGUCUUAUUAGGCCAGGGGUAUUGUUAGCUAAUUGUUGUUUCCAAAUGCAACGCUUCAUUGAAUGGUUGACUGUAACGUAACGAUCGAGAAGCACCGAAGCAAAAAUGGAUGAAAUUGCCGAAAGUGUUGAAAAUGACGACAUUGUCAUUAUCGUGGAAAACGAAGCGGAAAGUUUGCCGGCCGAGGAGGAGAGGCUGAAGCAGCAAGGCACCAUCGGACUGGUGGAUACAUGUCCCAUGUGUAAACUGAGUUUCCACAACAGAGAGCCCAAACUCUUGCCAUGCCUUCACUCUUUGUGCAAGAAGUGUCUUCCUGCCCCCUUCAGAAAUGCUGAACAAAGGCGUGACUUGCAGGCUGAAGUCGACAACAACAAACCACCGGUGGGUGUCAUUCGAUGUCCAGUGUGCAGACAGGAGUGCUGGGAGAUGGAUGUGCUGGAUAAUUUCUUUGUCAAAGAUUCUGCUGAGGUACCGAGUAGCACAGUGGAGAAGACCAGCCAGGUGUGCAUGAGCUGUGAUGACAACACGGAAGCAACAGGUUACUGCAUGGAGUGCGUGGAGUUUCUAUGUGUGACAUGUAUUGUUGCUCAUCAGAGGGUCAAGUUUACCCGAGAUCACACCAUACGCCAGAAGGAGGAGAUGUCUCCAGAAGCUGUGGGUAUUUCAACACAGAGGCCUGUGUUUUGUAACAUCCACAAGCAGGAGCCACUAAAGUUGUUUUGUGAGACAUGCGAUCGACUAACCUGUCGAGACUGUCAGCUGCUCAAGCACAAGGAUCACAAUUACCAGUUUUUAGAGGAUGCAUACAGAAACCACAGGCAAUACCUGGAAAACAUGACUCAGCAGUUGCAGGAGAAAAGAAAGGCAAUUGAGGAUGUAUCCAGCUGUAUCAGCACUGGACUACAGCAAGUUGAAGACAACAGGAAGGCUGUAACUAAUGAAAUAAAGAAGUCAAUCUGUAAUUUGAUUAUGGAAAUUAACAGGAAAGGAAAAAUUCUGGUUAACCAGCUUGAGUCUCUGAGUAAGGACCACGAGUCGGCUUUGAAAAAGCAGCAGGAAGAUGUCGACUCUCUGCGCAGACAUCUAGACCAUGUCAUCAGCUUUACUAAAUGGGCCACAGCAAGUCACAGUGGAACAGCCCUCCUGUACUGUAAGAGACUGAUCCUUUUUCAGAUCCAUCAACUAAUGCGAUCCAGCUGUAACCCCUCCAUCGUCCCCCAGAGUUCUAUUCGCUUCCAGAGUCGCUCAGGAUUUUGGGCCACAAAUGUAGAUCUUGGUUCUUUGGUAGUAGAAAGAAGUCCUGGACGACCCGCCAUACCAAACCACCAAGCAGCUCCCAGAGCCGAUGCACCUACAGCAGGUCUGUCUGUCACAACUCCGCAGCGGCAGAGCACAUUGGUGCAGCUCCAGAUGCAUGUUGACAAGCUUUUCCAACAGCCCCACAGACAGCCUUAUCCCAACUGGUCCUGGUACCAAAAUACCAGACUCCCCGGACCCACUGGCCCUCCACCCCCAACCAGACCUGUGCAUGGAGGGUCCUCCCCCUCCCAGGGCCCCUUUAACCUGCCACAGCCUGGACGUAGGUAUGGGAGCGCAAAUUCAAAUCCUAGAAGCCCUACAUCAGCGCCGUCCCUGCUUCACAACACAGGAUUCCCUGCUACUCAGUCUCUGAGAGAACUGAUCCAUAGCUCCAGUUUUCUUCCUAAACCCAUGGAUGUGUUGCAGGGACCAUCUCGCUACCCACAGCCUUUGUCUGCUGGAGCAGCUACACAGACAUCACCCCAUCAGCGUGGCCUACAGGAGCUGAAGAGAACUGAAGCUGCAGGAACCCUGCCUUCCAUCACUAUCUCUAUUCCCAAGCCCAACUAUGCUCUAAGUCUCGCCCCAGCAGCUGCAGACAAACCAAGCACACUCAGUCAAAUGCCACCUCAAGGAAGACAAAAGUCCCCGGUGAACAAACCAUCUUCUUCAGACAGAAGCACAGGGACGACUUCCUGGAAGCACACUUCUGAGUUGCCGCUCACCCUUUCAGCCAAGCGGCGAAGACGAUCGUCCCCGGGCCCCAUCAUUGUCAUUAAGGACGAGCCAGAGGAUGAGGACGAAGUUCGAUUUGUGCAGUCAAGUAUGGGAUCCAGCCUGCCAGACAGCAGCACUGGAGCUCAGUCCAAAUCCCGACCGCAACCGAAGGUGUCCAUUCCUAUCCCAAAUCCUACAUCAGAGGCCAAAGGUACAUCCAAAGAGCAGCAUCCUCAGCCUGCAGCACAGAAGCAGCCAGAAAAGCGAACAGAGCCCGAGGAAGAUCCCAACGAGGACUGGUGCGCUGUCUGUCAGAAUGGAGGGGAGCUGCUCUGUUGUGACAAAUGUCCCAAAGUGUUUCAUCUAUCCUGCCACAUCCCCACUCUGAAUGAGUCUCCCAGUGGCGAGUGGUUCUGUUCCUUCUGCCGAGACCCUGACUCUCCUGAGAUGGAGUACGACCGCAACAGUAAAAAUGACGCAGUCUCUGAGAGCCUUCCGCACAGUGAUAGACGGAGGUGUGAGAGGCUUCUCCUGCGUCUGUUCUGCAAUGACUUCAGUACUGACUUCCAGCAGCCGGCAUCUCCAUCGGAGACAAAACGGUACAAAGAGCUGAUCAAGACCCCGAUGGAUUUAUCAGUAGUAAAGAGGAAACUGGAAUCAAAACAUGGUGAAUUUUACUCUAGUACUGAGGCAUUUGUCGCAGACAUCAGACUCAUAUUUAUCAACUGUGCAAAGUACUACAAGGCGACCUCAGAAAUUGGGAGUGCUGGCUUGUACUUGGAGGACUACUUUGAGGAGCAGUUAAAGCUUGUCUACCCAGACAGGGUUUUCUCUGGAGGAAGGGAAGAGCAGAUGAUCCCUCCCUUAGAGGAUGAGAUCGAUGAAGAGGAAGAAGAGACGGUGGCGGAUGAGACUGCUCCCACUGAGGACAAUAAAUCGCAGAGCCAUGCAGAUUCCCUGGAGGAAGGAAUCCCCCCUAUUGAAGAGGACUUGGUUCCGUUGAAACAGGCGUCCUCUCUGGUGGAGGACGAGAAGUCAGAACCAGCGGAGAUGGGGAUGGAUGUAGUUGAAGAGGGCACAGACAAAAAAGUAGAACCUUUGGCGGUUGAAGCAGCUCCUGAAGAAACUAUAAAGCAAGAUCCAAAAACACCUGAGAAAGAGGCAAAAAGAUCACCUGCAUGCUUAAAUGAAACAAACACUGAUGUCAUCAAUGACUCCCUGAAGGAGGAAAACCUUCUGCUUCCUUUAGACAGGCCUGCAGAUCCCCCUGAAUCCAGGGAGAAAGAGUCUUUGGCAGAUACAGCCAAAGAGAAGGAGGGCUAGGUGGAUUACAGCACAGAGAAACUGUAUACAAGAUGGAUGAUUUCAGUCUUCCACAGAACCGCCCCCUGCUGGGAACCUACCUUUGCUGCAGAUGGACAAGUUUUGUACUAUGUAAAAAAUAAGGUGAAGAGUUAUUUAGUUGCAUUUAGGCUGUAGAUGCACAUUGAACAGAGUAAAAAAGAUCUUUUUGUGUACUGUGACGUCAUUUUCUGUGAUGACAUUGAGAGACAGUUUGUGGUUAUGUUCAUGUGUAAGUUAUCUUCACUGUUACCUUGCAUAUCACCUGUAUGUAAUAAUGCUCCAUGCUGCAAACAGUGAGGAGCAUAUGGAUCCGUAUUGCAUGCAAGAUGUCUUAACAUGUAUAAUAAUGUCUUCAUUUCUAUGCUCAUAGGAUUUAGCUACAAAUAAAUUGUUUUAUUGUAAUAGUUUUUUUAGAGUAUUAGUGUGUUACUACUAAAGGACAUUGAAUAAGAAUGCUAAACUGUGAGUUUCGCUGCAAUGAGAUCAAACUCUUGGGAAAACCUUGCGUUUUGAAAAAUGUGCUACUUUUCCAUUUGCGAACAAUAAUGAAUUGCCACUAUUGUGGUUUAUUUUUUCUUUUGCUCAUUAGAGUCCUCCUGUGCCCAAAAUCCUACCAACGCUUUAAUCAUGUAACAAUUCCUUUUCUUUUAUGCAACUAUUGUAAUGUAUCAGUUGGUGAUUCUUGUAUCAACCUCUAACAAGAAUGUGCUCUUGAAAUUGCAUCCUUAGCCUUCGAGAUCAUCAUUAUGUUUACAUAAGGGAAACCCCUUAUGUAAAAAUGUUCAAAUUAAACAUGUGCCCCAAAACCAACAAACAAACAAGACACACAUUUUGACAGGGGUUCUAAUUUAUUUAACAAUCCUUUAUGCCCAUCAAUUCUUUUGGGCUUAUUGGCACUUUAUUAAUUAUCAGAUCUGUAAAUGAACUCUAAAUAAUGUUGAGCGUAUAAAACACCUGCAUUUGCAAUAUUUGUAAUAAACAGGGUUACAUGUA